Molecule: messenger RNA, 903 nt
Organism: Lathyrus sativus (Indian pea)
Lineage: Eukaryota; Viridiplantae; Streptophyta; Magnoliopsida; Fabales; Fabaceae
Source: the annotation of a GenBank genome assembly
AUGGAAGAAAGCGAGUCCGAGUGGGGCGAGUUGACUCGGGAAUGCCUCAUCAACAUCCUAUCUCGACUCACCGCUGAGGAUCAAUGGCGCGGUGCGAUGCUUGUUUGCAAAUCAUGGUUCAACGCUUUCCAGGAACCCUCUCUUCACUCUGUAUUCAACCUCGAACCUUACUUCGACUCGCCAUCCGAGUCACCUCGCUGGUGGACCCUCCAAUUCGAGUCCAAAAUCGAUUCCAUGUUUCUAUCUAUCGUUCAAUCAACUCAUCAAUUCCUCACCCAGAUUCGCAUUCGACACUGCUCUGAUCGCCCUCUCAACCUCGUUGCCCUAAGAUGUCCAAAUCUUGAGGUGUUGUCAAUCAGAAGCUGCCCUCGUGUUACUGAUGAUUCAAUCUCUAAGAUUGCGACUGGGUGUCCAAAUUUAAGGGAACUGGACAUCAGCUAUUGUUAUGAGAUAACUCAUGAGUCAUUGGUGUUGAUUGGAAGAAAUUGCUCCAACCUUAAGAUUCUCAAGAGAAAUCUCAUGAAUUGGCUUGAUCCUUCCCAACAUGCUGGGAUUGUUCCCGAUGAUUACCUAGAUGCUUGUCCGCAAGAUGGAGAUUCUGAAGCUGCUGCUAUUGCAAAUUCUAUGCCUCAUCUAGAGUGGCUAGAGAUUAGGUUCUCCAAGUUAACGGUAAAAGGCCUUAAUUCGAUAUGUCAGGGGUGUCCUAACCUUGAGUACUUGGAUUUGUCUGGCUGUGCUAACUUAACUAGCCGAGACAUUGUAAAUGCAUCGUCAAGUUUGUCACGCUUGAAAGACAUUAAAAAACCAAAUUUCUACAUUCCAAGAUCUGUCUAUCACACUGAAAGAUAUGGACAUUGGAGCCUAUAUGAUGAGAGAUUUCAAACAGAUGUUUUUCGAAUCUGA